This is a messenger RNA of Rotaria sordida, 1227 nucleotides long. The record is from the annotation of a GenBank genome assembly. NCBI's taxonomy places the organism in Eukaryota, Metazoa, Rotifera, Eurotatoria, Philodinida, Philodinidae.
AUGUCAUUCAAACGAUCUUUAUCUGUAUCAUCUAUAUCACACGACGACAACUCUGAUCAAAUUCGAAGACGAAUAAAAAACACAUCUAUAUCGAGUGUUUGUCAAGUAUGUGGUGACAAAGCUAGUAUUAUGAAUUAUGGUGCACUUUCUUGUCAAUCAUGUAAAACAUUCUUUCGUAGAAAUGGUUUUCAUCCAGAAAAUGUUCGUCCAUGUUUCUUCAAUAAAUCAUGUGAAAUAAACAUUACCACACGACGAAAUUGUACUGCUUGCCGUUUUGCAAAAUGUUUAUCGACGGGCAUGAAUCCAGUUUUAAUUCGUAAAGAAAUUCAACAAAAUAAAAAAGAUAUAUUACCAACAAACGUACAUAGUUGUCAUAAUGUCGUAGACAAAAGUAUAAUGCCUACAACACAUGCUCUUAUAUUAGAUCAAUCACAUAAUGAUCCAUCAUGUGUUAGUAAAAAUGAAUGGAUAUUACUUUCAAAUGUUAUUCAUGCUCAUGACACUUCUAGUGCUAUACCACAAAUACGUCGCACUAUUGAAAAUUUAAAUGCACCAUUUUCACUUCAUGUAUCGUAUAGUGUAUCUAAUGUAGUUGAAGUUAUCCUGCGUAUGUAUACAUCUAUGGGAUCGUUUAUUAGUUCUUCACCUGAUUUUCGAAUAUUAACUAUAAAUGAACAAUGUUCUCUUUUCGAACGUAAUUUACAUGGGAUUAUUGCUCUUUGUUCAGCUCUCUACUUUCGUACUACUCGUAUUAUUGAUACUCCCAAAUGUUUAGAAAAAUUUACAUUAGUCUAUGGAUCAGAAAUUAUACUUCAAGCAAAAUGUAUCAAUGAUCAAUUAGAUUCUGAUUUAACUGUUAUUAAACUUAUGCUAAUUAUUCUUGCAUUUUCGUCAAAUUGUUUUAUUGUUCUUGAAAAAGAAAAACCACAAAUUGACAGUUUAUUAAAUGGUACAUUUCGUUUAUUUGGAAGCCAGAAUGUAUAUAUUGAACUCUUAUGGAAAUAUCUAAUUUAUCGAUAUGGUUAUUAUGAUUCAGUAAUUCGAUUUAACCGACUUAUUAGAGUUGUUCUCAGUUUGAUUAAAUACUCAGCAUCAGUCUACACAACAAAUGAAUUUUAUUAUCACUUAGUCAACGAAGUUUUAGCACAAAUAAAACAAUCAUUCGCGACAAAUCAAAAUAUGCAAAAACCAUUAUGGGGCAAAACAUCACUAUUUAGCAAAGAAUAA